GUAACACAUGGCACCUCGGUCACUGCCUGGUUGUGCCCGACUUGACUUCGUCCUGCUACCUGUAAACUUCGUCGAUGAUUUGGCAGUCACGCUGCGAGAUAUAUAACAGCUCCGUGGUGCUCAUGAAGUAUAUUGUACUCUUUUCAUCAAGGUGUUUUUUUGUCAAGAGAUUUUGGAACGCAUUAUUUCAAACUUGUAUAGCUACUUACUACACGAUUUUGAGGUUGCCGAUCGGUGCAUUGAAGUUUUUUCGCAAGCGCCAGAGGAAGAUCAAAUUUUGACGAGGCGGUUAAGUUGUACAGCAAAGAGAAGACAUGGCCACAGCAAUGGACCGUGCUAAUGUGGGUUACGACCAAGCCCGAAUGGAAGGUAAGGGCGCGGUGGGGAGCACUGCGAACGCUGUCAAGGCUGCUGCUGGUCGCCCCACCGGUACGACAGUAAACCAUCACAACGGUUUGGGUCACGAAACUACAGGAUACGACCAUUCUCAUUAUGGAACCGGGCUGGGGCACACCGAAGAGGAGCUCGCACGCUUGCGGAAUCGCACUGUAGUGACAGGCGAGAGUGAGGCCUAUGCGCCCAACCCCAACAUCAAGGAUCUGCCCAAGGAGUUCGAGACCAGGGUGCAAGUCAUUCAGAAAUACCCCGAGAUGAAGACCGUCGAGAAGACCGACAUGGUGAAGGAGGUUCGCAACGAUGAGCGAACUGUCACCGUCCCCAAAACUAGAGUUGUCAUGGAUGAGGUUGAGCGUGUUGAUCGCGUGCCUGUCGUGAGAGAGGUUCCCAAGACGAGGAUUGAGCAAGUGCACAGAGUUGUUACGGAGGAGCGGGAAGUGACCGACAUGGUGCCUGUCGUGGAAUACGUCGACACGCCCAGCGUUGAGCAAGUUCCGCGAGUGGUCACUGAAGAGGUGACGGAGCGAGUCACCGUGCCCGUUGUGGUGGAAGUUCCCGUUACUCGCACGGUCGAGGUGCCAACUGGAAAGUACUGCGAAGCGCCAGUUGAGCAAAUCGUCAACCCCGGACACCCGACUGGCGUUACUGACGCUUUGCACAGAACUACCAGCAGCUCCUCAUCUUCCUCCGACGAAGAAGUCGCGCAUGAUGCCCUGCCGACGCAGACCAUCAAUCCAGACGGGACAACAACUGUUGCUCCGGCAGGACUCAAGCACAAGAAGGGCUUGAUGGCCAAGCUCCUCCAUCACUAAAUCGGUGACUGCUGUCACCAUGUCAUUCAUUGGUCCAUCCUCUCAUCUAGACUGUAAUCGAAAUAUAUGUUGAGGUAAAAGAUAAAGAUGAAUAGAUAAUAGUUAAAGUAGAAUAAGUUACCUCGUAAAGGAUAUUACCUUAGGUAAGUUGCUAAUGGUCAAA
Messenger RNA from Physcomitrium patens, 1371 nucleotides. RefSeq lists its product as uncharacterized. The record is from RefSeq and is a predicted model, not a curated record. Lineage: Eukaryota; Viridiplantae; Streptophyta; Bryopsida; Funariales; Funariaceae.